AUGUACUUUGGCCCCCCCAAAGUCAUAAUCUUAGAUCCGUCCCUGCACCUUGGUGUCAUUGAAAAUGAUGACAACACUUCCUCGUUCUUCGUAGACUGCAACAAUGCCGAAGCUCAUUUCAUUCAUUCAGUUGUUGACAAUGUCACUGUCAACGAUAUCCUUGAUCCCGUGUAUGUGCCUCACAUUGUCAACUUUUUAUUCCCACUUAAUGGUGUUCUUAACCACGAAGGUGUUUCCAAACCCUUACUUGCAGUUCAAGUAACUGAGCUCAUCGAUGGCUCCUUCGUUGGUUGCACCAUGAAUCAUAUAAUCGGUGAUGGUUCGUCUUUCUGGCAAUUCUUUAAUUUUUGGUCAGAAACAUCACGUGGUUUUGACAAUAUAUCACGACCUUCAGUUCUCAACCGUUGGUUUCCUAGCAAUACCAAUUGCCCUAUUCGAAUCCCUUUUUGCUCCAAUGAAGACGAUGAAUUCUUGGCGAAUGCUACUUUGUACACGAGUAGUUCACCUCAGUUCAAUGUAUAUGGUAAUGACUUAGGUUGGGGAAAACCGUUGGCAGUGCGAAGUGGCUUAGCAAAUAAGAGGGAUGGGAAGAUAACGGUUUUUCCUGGGAUGAAAGAAGGGAGCGUUGACAUUGAAGUUUGCUUGUUACCCGAGAAGUUUCUUGCUAUGGAGAACGAUAAAGAGUUCAUGCAGUCCAUCGGCAUCUAA
Messenger RNA from Camellia sinensis, 708 nucleotides. Lineage: Eukaryota; Viridiplantae; Streptophyta; Magnoliopsida; Ericales; Theaceae. The record is from RefSeq and is a predicted model, not a curated record.